CUCGGCUGGGCAGAGCUCGGCUGGAGCAGCCGCCCGCUGCGCCGAUGGAGCCGCCAGGCUGUGGAUUUCUUUUACUGCUUCUUCAUAUCCUGAGAGCUGUUACUGCACUAGAGGAGAAGACCAUUGUCAGUAAACUUGGAGACAAUGCUACACUAAGUUGCAUUUAUCAAGGAAGAGAAUUUCACUUACAGAAUGUGCGGGUAUAUUGGCAAAUAGCUGAUAGUCAAGAAGAGUGUUUAGUUGUACAUGCACUGAUCUCUGGUCAAGACAACGAAAGUGAAAAGUGUAUUCACUUCAAAAACAGGACUCGGUUAUUCUGGGAUAGACUGGAAAAUGGUGAUUUUUCUUUGCUACUACUAAAUGUCAGCCAGAGUGAUGAACAUACAUACAAAUGUGUGGUACUGCAGACAACUGAAUAUACCAGACUGAUUCACCAGGCAAAAGUGGUUCUCAGUUUAGCAGCUAGUUAUAGCCCACCAGUACUCAGUGGACCGAUAAGAAACAGCAACAGCACUGGAGAAGAGGUGACUUUCAGCUGCAGAUCUGGCAACGGAUACCCGAAGCCUAAUGUCUACUGGAUAAAUAAAACAGACAACAGCCACCUGCUUCCAUCAGGGCUAGAAAUCACCCGCCACACCGAUGGCACCUUCAGUGUUUUUAGCACACUGAGGGUUAAACCCACGUCCAACAUGCAAAUAGAAUGCUCCAUAGAAAAUAAAUUACUGCAGGAAAAUCUGUCAGCCAACUACACACAGCAGAAGCAAAGCAAUGAUUCUAGUACAGAAAGUCACAAAAACCUGGAAAAAAAUGGACGAGGUGCUCAAGCAGCUGGCAUCAUUUCCAUUGUCAUUCUGAUAGGUCUUCUAGCUAUCUUAACCUGCUGGCUGCGGAGACAGAGAUCAUCUAAACUAGUAUCCUACACAGGUGUCCAACCAAAUGAAGACAAAGAAGGAGUCAACUCACCUGUCUAAAUGGAAAGUCUGCCAACAAUUCAGGCAGCUGGAGAUGUAUCAAGAGAAGCAUCACCCCCUCUCUCAGUGGCACCAUUGCUUGUAAUACAAGUGACAGAUUUCUGCAGAGUGUGCCAAAGAGAUGGCAAAAAAGAAGCUUCUCCAAUACAAGAGAGCAAAAUCCACUGGAUUUCUGUUCCAACCCCUGGCUGUGUCCACACAACAGUUGUGCCACCACACCAGCUAACCUCUUUGGACAGUCAUCUGUGAUUGUCAGUAUUUUGAGCUUCUGCACUGGAGAAAGCAGCAAGCCUGGGGUUUAGCUACUCCGUGCCAGAGCACUGGAAGCGGGUGAGUGCCCAGUCUCUCAUCAUCGCUGCCAAGAACUGUUAGUAGCAGAAGCCACUGUGCUUCAGGAGCAUGGAAAGUUCUUGCUAGUUCUCCUUACCGUGACAGUGACUACUGAAUGUAAAGAAUGGCAGCUAAAAAAACCCACCAAACUGAAGGACUCUCUGCAAAGUGAGAUUUGUGGUCUCUUCCACUUUUCUCUCUCUACAGUACAUUCUUUCAUUGUCUGCUUCCACCAGCUGUGUGUUACUGUGUACAGAAUGAGGCAGAACAUUUAGACCCAGUCCUCCAAAAAUGAGAGUUACUAUGCUGAGGUUAAGCACUGGAUGUGUCAGCAUAAGGGAACCUGCAUUCUUUAAAUGCACUUGAUAUCAACAUCUUUUUUUUUACCGAAUAUUCCACUGAAAAAGGAGACUUCCACUUUUAACAGAAGUGCUUCCGUGGUUCAGCCCCAAGUGAGCCAAGAGCAACUGAAUGAAAACAGUAAAAAGUGGUAAACUUUCCUGAUGGCAGGAGGCUUUGAAGGAGGAGGAAUCUCUACUAGCUCUUUUGCCUAUGUGGUGCAGUUUUCCCCAUCUUGUCACAGGGGGACAUGGAGAUGAUGAUUUUUAAACUGAGCCCUGGAAGCACCUGGCUUCUCCUGCACUAGUUGCUAGACUGAAAUUCUACCAUUUUGGUGAUUAAGUCUCAGCCUCGUUUGUCUUAGCUCUGCAUAGGGGAGGCACUCGAGUGUCAACUGUGAGACAGGCCAUUGAUUUGUCAUAUCAAGAUCAGCUUUCAAAUCCUAGCCAAGUGAAAAUAAAUGUGUUGUCCGGUUCUCCCAUCACAAGGAAGCCAAAAGCACUUGGUAACAGCACAGUUGGCUUGUGUUAAAGCAAUACCCCCAAGGAGGCUCCAAGUUGGGUAGCUGUGCACCACCACUGUGACAGUAUCUCGCGGGAGGACUGCACCAGCUUAGCCUCCAUUGCAUGAAGAGAGGGGGUGGUUUAGAUCUCUUGCAAUGCAAGCUGGGGUUUUUCAGAAUUUUGAACAGGAUAGGGAAAUUGGAUAUUUUUAAACAAAACAAAAAAAAAAAAGCCAAGCUGCAACUAAUUAAAUAAGCUCUUGUGUCCUGUUUAGAUUGUUAGUAACUGUGUACAAUUGUGGUUUUUAAAGGCAUUUUUUCCAUUAAUGUAAAAAAGAAGUGUAUUGCGUAUUUGCUAAUCUUGAAUGAUGUCUGAAAAAAUACUGGUUUAUUUAUUAAUUUCACUUUUGUCCCACUGCCUUCCAGUCUACAACUGUAACACACCCCAGCAGGUAGGGCAUUUAGCUCACACUGUUUGUCAGGUAAGAUUACCAAGGUGCCCUGUGUUACUUUGUACGUCAGCCUUUCUUUGUCUUCCCUCAUGUCCAUUCAUCUAGGUGUUAGAUAUUUUCUUGAGUCCAUAUGUAGUCUUCUGUGAACCCUAAAGGGAAUUUGCUUGAAGAACCCAUGCAAGCUUGCAAACACCCUCAACUGUGAACAACAUCUGUGCGGAUGUGAAGGGUAACCAUUUCCUAGUGGUUCAGUAAGAAGUGCUGCAGACUUUUCCUCACUAUCUAUCAUAUGAAGUUGUUUUGCUCAGCCUCUUUGGUGCUGCUGUAACUGACAGAAGCCUUUUCUAAAAGCAGGUUUCCACCUUUGUAUUCUGCAUCUCCAAGAAGCUGUAACUGUUUAGAGAUGUAAGAAGUGACCUAGCAGUCCCUUCACAAUACGUUGUUAAGCUAAUUUAGACUGGUUGGGUUUUCUUACUUCUGGUCUAUUUUACAGGGUGUACUGAAUACAUCUAGGUGCAACAGCCUGCUCUUGCAAAAUCUAUAAUUUUGAUUGGUUUAGAUUUCUAGCUAUUUUUGGAGGCAAGUAAAUCCUAGAUGGCAGUUGUUUAUUAGCAUUCACAGGACUUGGGAAUUAUGUAAUAACAGAGUUUUUGUCAUCACAUACCAUGUUUAUAUUUUAAAUAAAAUCUGUUCAUUCUUC
Messenger RNA from Apus apus (common swift), 3294 nucleotides. RefSeq names its product inducible T cell costimulator ligand (gene ICOSLG). The transcript has 7 exons. Lineage: Eukaryota; Metazoa; Chordata; Aves; Apodiformes; Apodidae. The record is from RefSeq and is a predicted model, not a curated record. Bases 45 to 971 code for a protein of 308 amino acids.